AUGGCAAAGAAGCGCAAUGGCCAGCGCAAGCACGCCAAGCUCAAGGGCAAGAGCACCAAGGCUGCGACCUCGUCGACCAAGCGUCCGCCCACCGUGACCAAGGCGACCGCUCCUCCUCCUCCUCCCCACGCCAUCGCCGACACCUCGCUCGACCCUGCCGCCGACACCGAGAUGGGCGGGCCCUUCCACCAGGCCGCAGUCCCCCUCCAGCCCGCUCCGCACGCCCCCAAGACGGCGCACCGCGAGCUGCCUCGUGUCGAGCUCGAGAAGCUGCGCGGCGGCGACCACGGCGCGUCGGCCUACUCGUCGGCCGCCUCGUCCUUCCACGACGGCUACUACCACCACGACGGCCCGUACGUCGACGAGGACCAAGACGAGGCGCGCGUCCACCCGGCCGAUCGCAAGCAUGCCGCCGCCGUCGAGGACGACGACGAGGACGACAACCUGUCCGACUCGUUCUCCGACUCGCCCUCGUUCGUCUACACCGACGACGACGACGACGCCUCGGACGAGCUCGACGACGACGACGACGACGAGGGCGAGUACGACAGCUCGGACGUCGACGACGGCGGCGGCGCGACCAAGAAGCUCGACGAGUCGGACGAGCGCCGCCCGUUCCCGGACCCGCGCCUCGCCAAGCAGCACAAGUACCUGCGCCGCACCGACUCGGACGCCAAGUCGUCGUCGACGCACGUCGACUCGGACCACGCUCCUCGCGCCGAGGCCUACAUCGAGUCGGCCGUCCCGACACCUGUGACGCCGCGCUCGCCCGCCUCGCCCUCGGACCUCCUCCCUCCCUCGUACCACACCGCCCAGCAACCCGUCCCCUCCUCGUCGAGCAUGGCCAAGGCGUCGGCGUCGCACGCGACGGUGCACUACGCGCCGGUGUCGGGCGCGACCUACGACGACUCUGCCGCGGCCGCCGCCGGCUACGCCUCGGACCUCGACGGCUUUGACCCGCUCGACGGGCCGUACCCUCGCGGCCGCUCGAAGCACCCGCGCCUCCUGUGGCGCUCGGCGCUCGACCCGGGCGCGCUCGCCGUCCUCGACGCGCACCACGAGCGCCUGCGCGGCGGGCCGUUGCCGCGCCUCGCGCUCGAGCUCGUCGACGUGCGCCUGAGCGCGAGCGGCGUCGACCGCGAGAGGGAGCACGCGCCCGGGCUCGAGGACGAGGAGGUGCAGGAGAGGGUCAGGCGCGCGAGGAGGCGCGACGCCGCCGGGGCGAGGAGGAGGACGUGGAGCCAGGCCGGCAGGCAGUGGAGCCGCGAGAUGGAGAGCAUCGGGCUCUGA
This is a messenger RNA of Rhodotorula graminis WP1, 1290 nucleotides long. RefSeq lists its product as uncharacterized. The coding region runs from base 1 to 1290 and encodes 429 amino acids. The transcript is spliced from 2 exons. The record is from RefSeq and is a predicted model, not a curated record. Lineage: Eukaryota; Fungi; Basidiomycota; Microbotryomycetes; Sporidiobolales; Sporidiobolaceae.